Stomoxys calcitrans (stable fly) is the source of this 984-nucleotide messenger RNA. It is a transcript of the gene Scox, whose product is annotated as protein SCO1 homolog, mitochondrial. The transcript is spliced from 2 exons. Gene Ontology annotation, biological process: mitochondrial respiratory chain complex IV assembly; intracellular copper ion homeostasis. The record is from RefSeq and is a predicted model, not a curated record. Lineage: Eukaryota; Metazoa; Arthropoda; Insecta; Diptera; Muscidae. Gene Ontology annotation, cellular component: mitochondrial inner membrane. Gene Ontology annotation, molecular function: copper chaperone activity; copper ion binding. Bases 103 to 867 code for a protein of 254 amino acids.
UCAGCUGUUAAUUUGACUACGAAUUUAGUCACCGGCUGCAUUUACGUAAAUUCUCCAAAAUUAUCCUCUUUCAAUAGGUAUUCCAGUAACAUAACAGAAAUCAUGUCUCGAGCUUGCAUGAGACUAUUGAUUAGUCAAACAAGAAAUAAACAACUACAAAAUAUAGUUGGACAACAACGUCGUUUUGCUGCAACCGAUCCAGUGAAGGGCAAGGGACCAAUAUCAUGGAGAAGUGCUGCAGCAAUCGGAGGACUGGGAGCUGUUGGUGUAGCAUUUAUGUUAUAUGUAAAACAUGAAAAAGAAGAGGCCAUUUUAAAGGAACGCAAACGACAGCUAGGAAAGGCUGCCAUUGGUGGUCGUUGGGAACUAAUCGAUGCAUUGGGCAAUCCUAGAAAAUCUGAAGAUUUUAUGGGAAAAUGGUUGCUUAUUUAUUUUGGAUUUACUCAUUGCCCCGAUAUAUGCCCAGAUGAGUUGGAAAAAAUGUCCGCGGUUGUCGAGGAAAUCGAAAAAUCCCCACAAAAUCCUGAAAUUCAACCCAUAUUUAUUACUGUUGAUCCUGAACGUGACUCCAAGGAAGUUGUGGGAAAAUAUGUCAAAGAAUUUUCACCGAAACUAUUGGGACUAACUGGGACAGUGGAUCAAAUCAGCAAAGUGUGUAAAGCCUUUAGAGUGUAUUUCUCGGCCGGGCCCAGAGAUCAGGAUAAUGACUACAUUGUGGAUCACACCAUCAUAAUGUAUUUGGUAAAUCCUGAUGGCGAAUUUGUCGACUACUAUGGACAAAAUCGUGACAAAGAUCAAUGUGUUAAUUCAAUACUAAUGAAUAUUGCCAAGUGGAAUUCCAUGAAUAAAAAGUCCUGGUUUGGUUAAGUACUUAAAGUCGAUCAAUUUAUAUUUGGCGUAAUAUCUACGUAUUUUUUUUUGUAUUACCUUGUUAUUUUAAUUUUGUUAAAAAAAAUACAUCUAAACGAACUAAUGUUACAACAA